Molecule: messenger RNA, 966 nt
Organism: Metarhizium brunneum ARSEF 3297
Lineage: Eukaryota; Fungi; Ascomycota; Sordariomycetes; Hypocreales; Clavicipitaceae
Source: RefSeq, a predicted model, not a curated record
AUGCCUCCAUCACCACCCACCUACGCCGACCAGCAAGCCUGGAGAGACAUCCAGGCCUAUCUCCCCAGCCGGCUGCACUUCACGCCCGAGCACUCCCCCGUCGAAGAGUUCUGGUCUCACCGCGGACACACCCUCCACCUCGACCGGUGGCCCAACCCUUCCUCCAAGGUCCGCCUCAUCCUCCACCACGGCGUCGGCACCAACGGCCGCCAAAUGUCCCUCCUCCUCGGCGUGCCCCUGCACACCGCGGGCUUCGACCUCGUCGCCAUCGACAUGCCCGGCUACGGGUGCACCCGCGUCUCCCCCCAGAACAAAAACUACCCCUACGACGAGUGGGUCCAGAUCGCCAGCGACCUGAUCGACCGCGAGAUGCGCGACGACCCCCGGCCCAUUGUGCUCUACGGCCUCUCCGCCGGCGGCAUGCUCACCUACCACGCCGCCGCCAAGAACAAGCGCGUCAGGGGCAUCAUCGGCAUGACGUUUCUCGACAUGCGCAUCCAGCAGGUUGUCGACGCGACGGCGAGGAACAUCGUCAUGUCCCGCGCGGGCAUACCCCUUGCCAAGGUGGCCAAUGCCGCGGGCCUGCCGUGGUUCAGGCUGCCCAUGUCGUGGGCGAGCAAGAUGUACGCGCUGGUGAAUGAUGCCGCUGCGCUGCGUGUGUUUCUCAAAGACAAGUCGUCGGCGGGGGCCAUGGCGUCGGUGCGGUUUCUGGCGACGUAUGCGGGUUAUCGGCCGGCGUUGGAGUACGAGGACUUUGACGUGUGUCCGGUCUUGUUGACGCAGCCGGCGGACGAUAGGUGGACGCCCUUGCGUCUGAGUGAGCUGGUUCUCGGGAGGGUGAAGAAGGUGCCGGUGCGGAUUGUAGAGCUGGAGGGGGCUGGGCAUUACCCCUUGGAAGAUAGGGGGCUGCAGCAGAUGGUAGAUGCUAUUAUUGAGUUUUUGAGAGAGGUGGAACAGCAAGUGUGA